GAAGCGCCGUCCAGCAGAGGAACCGACUGAGUCCCGAAAAGAUGUUGAGUAGACGAUUUUGUCGUUUUUAUCCGAGUCUCAGUCGCUAUUACAAAGGACAGAGAGAUUACCACAAUGACACAGCGAACGUCGUCGGUUCAGAACCAGACAGGUCGUCGCCGGAAUUUCAGGAAAAUGAGACCCGGAUGGCAGCUCUGGUGGACGAACUCCGGGGACGGAUCCACCACAUUUCACUUGGUGGCGGGGAAAAGGCCAUCCAGAGGCACAAGAGCAAAGGGAAGCUCUUGGUGCGAGAGAGGAUCGGCAACUUGAUUGACCCUGGGACCCCAUUUCUGGAGCUGUCACAGUUGGCUGGAUAUCAGUUGUAUGGCAAAGAGGAGGUACCGGCUGGAGGCAUCAUUACUGGUAUCGGCAAAGUAUCAGGGGUUGAGUGUAUGAUUGUGGGCAAUGAUGCCACAGUGAAGGGAGGGAGCUACUAUCCCAUCACAGUCAAGAAGCAUCUACGAGCCCAGGAGGUCGCACAGGAGAACAACUUGCCAUGUGUCUACCUGGUGGACUCUGGCGGUGCAAACCUCCCUCGGCAGGCGGAUGUCUUCCCUGACCGUGACCACUUCGGUAAGAUCUUCUUCAACCAGGCCAACAUGUCUUCCAAAGGGAUUGCACAGAUUGCUGUUGUUCUUGGGUCUUGCACAGCAGGAGGAGCCUAUGUGCCUGCAAUGGCUGAUGAGUCGAUCAUCGUGCGUCGGCAGGGAACCAUUUUCCUAGGGGGUCCUCCUCUUGUCAAGGCAGCCACAGGAGAGGAGAUUUCGGCUGAGGACCUUGGAGGAGCAGAUCUCCAUUGUGGGAAAUCAGGGGUGACGGAUCACUAUGCCUUAGAUGACACACAUGCCCUGCAUUUGGCUCGGCGGGUUGUGAGAACUCUUAACCGCACCAAAGUACCUCAGGUAUCUCUGCGUGACGUGAAGGAGCCGAUCUUUGACCCCCAUGACCUCUAUGGCAUUGUGGGUGACAACCUCAAGAAGACUUACGAUGUCAGAGAGGUCAUUGCACGUGUUGUGGAUGGAUCAGAGUUUGAUGAGUUCAAGGCUCGCUAUGGUGACACACUAAUCUGUGGUUUUGCUCGCCUAUAUGGGUAUCCUGUGGGCAUCAUUGGCAAUAAUGGUGUCCUGUUCUCCGAGUCCGCAGUGAAAGGCACUCACUUCAUUGAGCUUUGCUGCCAGAGAAAAAUACCACUGAUCUUCUUGCAAAACAUUACUGGCUUCAUGGUUGGCCGAGAUGCAGAGGCUGGAGGCAUCGCUAAAAAUGGAGCCAAGAUGGUCACAGCUGUGGCCUGCGCAAAGGUCCCCAAAUUCACUGUUGUUGUUGGAGGUUCGUAUGGGGCUGGCAACUACGGCAUGUGCGGCAGAGCCUAUGGGCCACGCUUCAUGUACAUGUGGCCCAACAGCCGCAUCAGUGUGAUGGGGGGAGAGCAGGCAGCAGGUGUCUUGGCACAGAUCACAAGGGAACAGCGACGUCGCGAAGGGAAGGAGUGGACUGAGCAAGAGGAGCAGGCACUCAAGGCCCCCAUUAUCAAACGCUUUGAGGCUGAGGGAUCUCCAUACUUCUCCAGUGCUCGUCUCUGGGACGAUGGAGUGAUCGAUCCUGUGGAAACAAGGCAUGUUCUAGGCUUGUCCCUGUCUGCCUCUUUGAAUGCUCCCAUCCCCAAAACGGACUUUGGUGUAUUCAGAAUGUAAAGAGUCCUAAACUUAUAGCAAUAAUUUUUUGAGAAUAGAACUGUGUGACAUUUGGCUGUUCAUUGUUCUGAAUUAGGAUCAAAAAGACCUCUUGGGCAUUUUCAUAAAAUGUUUAAUGAAUCUUGGAAUGUAUUGUAUCUGGCAAAAUUUAAUGUACUUAUUGUAUGUAACACAAGUUUGUCUUUCUUUGGCAGUAUCUUGAAAUGUUGUAAUUUGAACAAUUACAUUUUCUGGACAUAAUGAAAAUGUGAACGUGAGAGUGAAAUGUACUGUAAAAUAUGCUUAUGGUUUGGUAUGAUUAACAUCUAAAUAAAAUUCAAAUUGUCUUCAAGAAUAUAGAUUUUUUAAAAAGUUAUGAGGGUAGAAUAUAUUGUUUUGUGUAGCUGUGAUUUUUUUUCUUAGUUCUAUAUUUUUUGUAUGGAAACAGAGAAAGCAUUUUUCAUGUGGAGAAUUUGUUAGUGACUAUAAAUAAACUAUAAAUUCAAAUUUAAAUAGUGGUCCAAAAGAAUUGUGUACAAAAAAAAAGUUUUCCCUUUCUCCCAACAGCAGAUAAGAUACUUCUGUAAUGUUAAAGUGUUUCAUAUGUUUUGGUAACAAAUCGAUGAGACACACUGGAAAUACAAAAUAUAUGCAUUUCUGAUGUUUUUAGCACAAUAACGUUCACUGCCAGUCAAAACAUCAUUCACGUUUUUUGAAAUUGGCUGUUUUUCCGUUUUCUUUAGCUUUGUAAAGGAGUGUCAAAAAGGUUCAGCUAAGCAAGGUCUUAUUUUAUCCCCCCAAAAAUAAGGAUCUAUGGUACAAAUAUUUAGAAACUGAAUUUGAAAACAGGUUAGCAAAGUAAAAAAAAAAAAGUUAGUGAUGAGAUAUAUGAAAUCAACAGAGCAACUGAUCUAGUCACAGAAAUCAAUAUUGGGAGAAAUUUGUAGUCAAGUUUAAUAAGAGCAGCUUAAAAUGCCUGGAUUUUUGGAAUUAUAAGUCCUUUUGCAGCUCAAAGGAAGUGCUUUCAUAUAUCCUGUUUCUUAAGUUAAUUCAUUAGGGGAAUGUAUAGUAUUUUUGUAGAUAACUUAGGGUAUUGUGUAAAUAAAUUUUCUUUUGUAAAA
Penaeus monodon (black tiger shrimp) is the source of this 2833-nucleotide messenger RNA. It is a transcript of the gene Mccc2, whose product is annotated as methylcrotonoyl-CoA carboxylase beta chain, mitochondrial-like. The transcript is spliced from 12 exons. Gene Ontology annotation, cellular component: methylcrotonoyl-CoA carboxylase complex; mitochondrion. Bases 42 to 1733 code for a protein of 563 amino acids. The record is from RefSeq and is a predicted model, not a curated record. Gene Ontology annotation, biological process: L-leucine catabolic process. Lineage: Eukaryota; Metazoa; Arthropoda; Malacostraca; Decapoda; Penaeidae. Gene Ontology annotation, molecular function: methylcrotonoyl-CoA carboxylase activity.